Molecule: messenger RNA, 2390 nt
Organism: Spirometra erinaceieuropaei
Lineage: Eukaryota; Metazoa; Platyhelminthes; Cestoda; Diphyllobothriidea; Diphyllobothriidae
Source: the annotation of a GenBank genome assembly
AUGCGCCUUACACAAUUGGUCUGUGCUUUGUCAGUAAAGGCUGCUGAGAAGUUUGCUAGGUAUGCGACCUUUUCGCCAACCCCGUUGUCAUUGAAACAACUGAGUGCCUUUGGUAUGCUGUCAUUUUUAAGGAAACUAGAAGUCCUAUAGCUAUAAAAGGAGAUAUUACCAAGUCAACGGCCUUUUUAAGGUCAGAGCUUCCCGUCAGAGUCGCAAAUAUUUUACAAGAAAUUCAUCUUUUGCCGAAGAAGCUCCUCACGACACCAUCGGCGGCUCUGGUAACCAGCUGGUACAGCGAUAUUUUGUAAUACCAUCGCUCCAGGUACGAAGAGUCCUUCAGCGAAUUAGCUGACUUUGAAAGCGUCGAGCUCACGACAAAGAAUUGCGAUGAUUACCUGAAAUUUCUCGAAGAGACACUCCGACGACACGCAAAUGUAGUUGAGACAAUGGCUUGUGUAAGUUGUCACUAACGACUGUGUAAUAUCUGACAGGGUGUGAUGGAAAUGCGAGAAACUCACGGCAGCGACACUGCACUAGAAAAUCAGAUGCAGUACUUUCUGGAUCGCUUUCAUACGAUGCGGAUUAGUAUUCGCAUGCUUAUCAGCCAGCACCGUAAGUUUGUUCAUCCAGUGUGCCCGACCCAUUUCUAAGUUAACGUACCCCGUCUGCAUUAAGUCGUUUCGACUCAUUCAACUACCGUCAGUGCAUUAUCGACGAGUUCUUUUGUUAUCCUUUGCUCAGCGAAUUUUUCAUGUCCUUUCUGGCCUUCGGGUUUGAAUUAACCGCCAAUAAAAACACAUUUGCACAAGUACUUUACGUCAUCAGAAACUUUCGGUAUCAUGCUUGCAUAUAGCUCAAUAAUUUGUGUCCACCGUAGGGGUUACCAUCGUAAGUUUUUCGGCCUUUUGCAACCCGAACCCAUACUUUCGGACGUUAAACUUCAUAGAUAUUCGCAAACACAUGGACACAUGCAGGCGUCACGUCGGCACCGGUCCAGACUGCACGAGCUCAUCUUAUUCACCUAAAAGUUGAAUUGCUUAAGUAAAGUCGACGGAUUUAUUUUCCUAAUGCUUCACACUGCCGCCGUUGUCUUCGAUUUUGUCAGGAGUGGCGUUGACUGGACACAGCUCAACAAUGGUCUUGUGCCUUGGCGACCUGGAGCGUGUUUCGUAGGAACGUUUUUAUACUGCAUAGCUUAGCUUUCGUACGUCCGCAGUCUAGGCUGAAGAGCGUCACUUGCGCACCGGCCAUGUUCUAGCCCAGUUGUUUAGUUUUAGCUCUUUUGUUCAAUUCAAGUUUCAGAAUAAUCAGAAAACGCACAUUUUACUGUAGUCCCCAAUAUUGCAUACCAAAAGACCGACUAGUUUUGUUUUAGACGCCCGUCAGCUAAGUGGGAACUUAUCGCAGUGUGAAUAGAUAUUGCAUCUAAACCGACAGUGACUGAUGUAUGGACACUGGUAGAGUUUGUCUCAACGGUGCUCCUGCGUCCUCUACUUCGUCUUGUCGUGAACUGUAUGUACCGUCAUUUUGCGGCCAUCGGUUGUGUCCAGUCGCAGGCGAUGGUCAUCAGUAUCGCUGGCUGAAGAAGGCGUGAGUAGACAUAAAAUAAUUGCUGCUUUUGUCACCACAUUCUUUGUCAGCCUGCCCUUUUAAGCAGGCUUGUGUGAACUGCCAGAACCACCAACUUUCCGAACGGUACCCAUAGACGAAUAUAUUUUUCGAUUUCACAACACUUUCCUGCAGGUUCACACGGGGCAAUGGACGUCGGCCGUUUCAGCACAAGAGACUGCCGAACUGUGUGAUGCAACAUGACUAUAAGUUGAGAUGUUUACUGGACAGCUCGCCCAAUUGCUUGCGAAGGAGCCUCCGUUGUGAAUAGACCUGUUGUGGCCUCUUUUUAGUUACAAUUGUGCACUUCCGAUUGUUGCAGAAAUUGUUUAUCAACCAUUCAUGCAGUCGCGGAACGGACCGCUACACGAGGUUGUACGGAUUCGAAAAAUUAUGUGGGUACUAACCACUGAAGUUGUCCCACACCGAGCGCACCCACGAGUGUUGACGGCACAAACGCGCACAGCCCAGGCGGCUUCAUUUCUGCAGUGGACAAAAACAAUGAGAACCACACUGCGGGGCGUACCGAAGUCAGUGAAUUAAUUCUCGUAAAAAAGGAUCCUUCAGCGUUAGUGUCGGCCGCGAAGACCACACUUUUUAGGACUUGGGACGUAUGGUUUUCUCUAAAAACCUUUAUGAUGAGCAAUAUUUACGCAUCAAAAGCUCUGUUUAUUUUGUUUAGCCUGUUUGGCGUCUUUUCAUUGCCAUUUCUGUAAAGUCUCACUUUGAUUUCUAGUGUUGGUCUUCGGCUCGGAAUCCGAACAGCCAAAAAGGUUUGUUGG